Molecule: messenger RNA, 1098 nt
Organism: Candidula unifasciata
Lineage: Eukaryota; Metazoa; Mollusca; Gastropoda; Stylommatophora; Geomitridae
Source: the annotation of a GenBank genome assembly
AUGAAAAAGAUGAGGAAAAUGCAGCCUUGUCGCAUCCUGGCCAUUCCACCACUUCUGUUGGUAGACGAAAACAUUCCAGAGGUAGUGAGGCUCAGCGAAAUUCAUGCAUUGUGGCAGAUGAGAAACCUGCUACAAGAAUUGAUAUUGUGGUGCCUUCUGAAAGUAUUGCUGGAGAACACAGGAAAGGGAUUAUCCUCAAUUCUGCAGAAAGUCAGAUUGGAAGUAUACGCUUUUCUAACUCUAACUCUGUCCGUUUUGAUGUUCCCUCAACACCAAAAGAGUUUAGAAGAUUUGUGCCCAGAUGUAAUUUGCCUUAAAGACGUUUGUGAAAGCAUGACAGAGAUUUCAGAUACCCAACAGAGAAAUCUGAACAGCUGGUGUUUUGCUGAGCACUAUAAACCAGAUAUUUUUUUGCAGGUUCUUCAAGAAGCUACUUAUUAUCUUCCUUAUAUUGAAGUAUACCACGCAAACAGAGAGGAAGCCGUUAUGCUUGUUCUACACAAUCCCUACAACAGAGAGAGACAAAAUAAUUCCAACUGGCACAGUGAAUUACACUCAAAUACAGGUUUUAGAAACUACCAGGAGAAUACAGUAGAAUCUAUUCAAACCUGGCUCAAAAUGAAAGAAACAGAAUACAAGGCAGCUCGACUAUCCAGAGAAACUGCUAGUUUACAAAAGGACGAAGAGGAGAAACAGAAGACCCUUGAAAAGGCUGAAAAGAAAGGAAAGAGGUCACCACAAAGAUCUGGUAAAAUCAGAUCUCCAGGAUUAUCAUCAACAUCUAGUCUGGAAGUACAAAGUACCAGCCUCGGUAACCCAUACGUCCGUCAAGGUUCUCUCAAAGCAUAUCAAGCAGAACAAAUGAAACAGGCCAAUGAAGAAGAAGAAAAAGAAAGGAGUAAAGCUGAAAGAUUGAGCAGAUCAGCUCAAAAGCUUAAGGAAAAGAAAGAGAAAGAAAAAACAGACAAAACAAGAAAAAGUUCAAUUAAGAUGGGCCAAAGUAAGCGGAAUUCUGAAACAAUGUCUGAUCUAGUAGACACCUCACAGACAGCCUUUAAUGUGGAAAAUCAGCCUGUUGAGGAGGAGUACACCUUACCA